Parastagonospora nodorum SN15 is the source of this 306-nucleotide messenger RNA. RefSeq lists its product as hypothetical. Lineage: Eukaryota; Fungi; Ascomycota; Dothideomycetes; Pleosporales; Phaeosphaeriaceae. The record is from RefSeq and is a predicted model, not a curated record. Bases 1 to 306 code for a protein of 101 amino acids. The transcript has 3 exons.
AUGGCGACUACUAGUGAUGUAGACCGCGGUUGCGUCUUUAAGAAACGCAAAUUGCUGUACUAUCACUCUAAUCAUGCUGUAGGGCUCAAGCACCAGCUCGAUGAGUACGCCAAAGAUCAAAGCUACCUCGAGAACCACGAGAUUUUGGUAUACGGCUACUCACUGGAUGGUGGGGCAUCAUCAUUGAUGAUCGGAGAUUCGAACCAACCCGGGCUUGAGAACAGGGACAAAUUGGAAAUCUUCCGCCAUUUGUCACACAUAUACAACCGAUUUGGUCUCUCCACUGUCAGCUGCCAACACAACUAG